Camelus dromedarius (Arabian camel) is the source of this 3132-nucleotide messenger RNA. RefSeq names its product BCL2 like 15 (gene BCL2L15). Gene Ontology annotation, cellular component: nucleus; cytosol. The record is from RefSeq and is a predicted model, not a curated record. Gene Ontology annotation, biological process: regulation of apoptotic process. NCBI's taxonomy places the organism in Eukaryota, Metazoa, Chordata, Mammalia, Artiodactyla, Camelidae. The transcript is spliced from 5 exons. Bases 351 to 842 code for a protein of 163 amino acids.
GGAAGGGCUGAUAGGUGUGAAUGCUGCUUCUGAGAUACAAAUCCAAAAUCUAGGUGUAGCUACUUGAGAAGUUAGCCACCAAAGGGACUGGCUUGGGUGUGCUUCUGAGACAAGGAACUGAAAGUCUUCAACGAACCUCUGCAGUUCUGUGUGGGUGAGUUCUUCAGAGAUGACCCUUCGGAGCAGCUGUUUUUGAAGACAGGUGGUAGGAGAGGCUCUAGGACCACAUGUCCCAUUAAACAACUUUACAAGAGGGAGACACAUCUGGUUUACCAGUGUUUCUGACUUCCUGCUGAGCUGAAAACGGCUUCUUUUUGUGGAAGAGCCAAACUUGGCCACAAACAUCUAAAAUGAAGAGCCCCCGAACUUUUGAGGAGCAAACAGAAUGCAUCGUGCACUCUCUGCUCUCAGACUUCUUAGGCACCACUCGGCAGGUUGCCAACCGGAGCCUGUGUGGUGUAGAUGAACCAGAUUCAGGAGAGGCUAGCUGUUUUGACGUGGCCAUCAUUGCCGGUCGCCUUCGGAUGUUGGGUGACAAGUUCAAUGGAGAAUUGGAAGCUUCUGCCAAAAACGUCAUCACAGAAACCAUCCGGGGACAGGCAGGAGCUAUACUUCAGGACACAGUAAAAUCUCUCAGCAAGGCCUGGUGUGCUCAGGAUUCCAGCUUGGCUUAUGAGAGAGCCUUUCUGGCAGUGUCAGUGAAACUUCUUGAAUGUGUAGUCCGCAUGGCUCCUGAUAUGGCAAGACAGGUGGCUAUGCCCAUGACAAAUAUGAUCAAUGGGAACAGUGCCAUCCGAGAGUACAUCCAGGGCCAGGGAGGUUGGGAAAACCUGGAGAGCUGAAGAAGAGGUGGAGCUGUUUUCCAGCCUGAACAGGACGUCUUCUUUGACUGAUCGGGUGAUUGAUUUCUGGCAAUUAAAACAGAAGAACAGCCAAAUCAAAACACACUUUCUUUUGGACAGAACUGAACUUGACUGAAUAAUCUAUCUUCUGCUGAUUGUUAAAGUUAGGAGCGACUCCCAGAGGUCUACAGAGAUUUUAUACUUUCUGUUCUUAUGUGAGUUUUAAUGAAGUUUUGUUGAAGCAGAGACCUCCAGAGGCAAGGUAAUGACUUGUCAGUAGUGGAGUUCCAGGCAACAGGAAACCAUUCUGCAGAUUUUGCCCUGCCCUUUGGUAAGGAUUUUAUCUACUAAUUUUGCAGUAUUAAGGAUUUCAGGGAGAUCUUUGGUUGGAAAAUUUUAUUUUAAGUUGAGGAUUUUCUUUUUAAGUUUAUAACCAAAAUUUCAUGUUAAUUUCACCUGAGCUGAAUUAUUUUAUGUAUUUUCAAGGUUAGAAGCAAAAAAGAGCAGUUGUUCAUCUGCCCUUCUACUAGAAAGGCCAAAGAGAGAGAUAACAGUUACUGCAUUUUUAUUGCCACAGGAUGCAGGAAGUGCUGGCCCACAUGUAGGACAGUAGGGCCGUCCCGGCUUAGAUGAAGCUACACACCACAGUGUUUUUCAAAGUAUAUUUCACAUACCACUUGUGGACCUUAUAUGUUGCUGAUCUCCAGGCCCCAUCCCUAGAGAUUCUGAUCCUAUAGGAGUGGGCUGGGGCCUAAGAUCCUACCUUUUUAAUCAGUUCCACUGGUGAUUCUAAUGAACAUAUAAAAUUUGGGAACCAUCGCUUUAGAGCAGGUGUUGGCAAAGUUCAGCCCAUAGGCCAAAUCAGCCUGCUUUUUUUUUUUUUAAUUAAAGCUUUAUUAGAAUGCAGCUGCACUCACUUGUUUGCAUAUUAUCUAUGGCUGUGUUAGCAUUGCAGCGGCAGAGUUGAGUCAUUUUAUGGCAGACACCAUAUGGCCUGUCCUGUAAAGCUUAAAAUAUUUACUGUCUGGCCUUUAAGUUUGCAGACCCCUGCUCUAAAGCUAAGUGAACACUUCUCCUUGAGUAACUUAAGCUCUGUUGCAAUCCUGACAGUUCCUGCCAAAUGGAAUUGUGGAUAGGAUAACUCUUCUUUCAGAAUUUAGCCUGAGCAUUUGUUGGUUCUUGCAUAGUCCACACUUUUUCUAGGACCUUUGGCAAAUCAGAGAGCUCUGUGACUCUGCACAUUAUAGAGGAUAUUCAUUUCCUUGGCCCUGCCACAAAUGAUUGGAAGGGACUGAAAGCAAAGCAUACGGUUUCCAUGGUCUGUGUAUCUCAUAACAGUUCUUAAUCUCGUAGGUUAGCAGGCAAUCAUUAGGUAGAGACUGCUUCAUCUCUGAGCCCCCAAACCAGACAGCCUACCUAACAUCAAGAAGAAAAGCAUUGCUGUAUCUACUUUUUAAGAGAGGUGUUAAUGGCUUUGGCUAAAGUUUUACAAAGCUAACCACUUCCCCUCCCUUCAGCCAGCCAUUAGGCUCCCCUCAAUGCACAGAAAUAAAAUGUAGGGUUGCUGAUAUAUUUUAACUUUUUCAAGUUAUACUAUUUUCUCUAUUCUUAGAUAAAUCACAAUAGGUUAGUAAUUCAGAAAUGAGAUUUCAUGUUCUCUUUAAUAGAAAUUAGGUUUUUUGUUUUUUUUGGUUUUUUUUUGCUACCAAUUUAAGACACUUGAUGCAUUCCUUUGUCCCUUUCAUUACUGUAAACUCAAUAUGGUGAGUUUUGUGGUUUUUGACCUCUUAGGCAAAAUCAUUAUUUUCACUUUGACUAAUGCUGUUCUGUUCAUGAAAUGAAAUUCUUCUGUCUCUGCAUUUGAACUAAUUCCCAGCAAGUGCAAUCUAAACUGAAUGGUACAGAAACAGAGAACAGAUUGGUGGUUGCCAGGGGCAUGGGGUUGAGGCGGGGUGGGGAAAUAGGUUAAGGUGGUCAAAGGGUACAGACUUCCAGUUAUAAGAUGAAAAACUUCUGGGGAGGUAAUGUACAGCGUGGUGACUAUAGUUAACAAUACUGUAGUGUGUAUUUGAAAGUUGCUAAGAGAAUAGAUUUUUAAAGUUCUUACCACACAUACACACAUUGCAGCUAUGUGAGGUGGUAUGUUAACUAACUUUGUUAUGGUAGUCAUUUUGCAAUAUAUAUGUAUAUCAAAUCAUUAUGUUAUAUUCCUUAAACUUACACAAUGUUAUAUGUCAAUUAUAUCUCAACAAAACUGGAAAAAAAUAAAUUGAAUAUAAGUGGUAGAGGC